Aspergillus wentii DTO 134E9 is the source of this 1311-nucleotide messenger RNA. Its product is annotated as SRPBCC family protein. The coding region runs from base 107 to 994 and encodes 295 amino acids. The record is from RefSeq and is a predicted model, not a curated record. Lineage: Eukaryota; Fungi; Ascomycota; Eurotiomycetes; Eurotiales; Aspergillaceae. The transcript is spliced from 2 exons.
AUGAAGCAAUGAUGUCAUACCAACAACAUACGCUAUCUAAGGUUAUCUCAAUUACCUUCUGUGUUGACAGGAGUACUCUGUACAACCAUCUCCUCACGAUCCAACAAUGCCCUCCCUCAUCCAUCUCCACCCCCUCCCUUUCUCCUCUCUCCCCUCUCACCCAUCCCUCAACGCCCUCUCCACGCGUCCUUCCCACCUCGACUUUAUCCACUCCAUCCUUUCGGAAGCCCACUUCUUUCUCACCACCUCCAUCCCCGACCACUUCCACCAAGAUCCCAAACCCCGUCCUUCCCACCCCUCAACUAGUCCCGUGUAUUUAUCUACCGCUUCUCUCCUCCCCGGCGCACGCGGACAAGGGAAGGAAUUCUGGGUCUGUCGUCGCAGUACACACUCCGAUGAGGCUGUUGAUGGGACGGCCUCUUUCGCGGAAUUUCAAGAUGGGCUGAGAGUCGAUCAUUCCGAGAAGGAAAAGGAGUACACACCCAGUGUGACGAGUGUGGAAACGCUGCUCGAAUGGUCCUCUUUGGAGUCGAUUGAAGGGGGUUGGAAGGGGGUGGAUAUGCAUGUCAACAUAAUCACUCAUACUUUUCAUCCCACCUUCUUAAUCUCCCCCCGCACGUUUAUCAAUCUCAUCAUCUCCGCCGAGCUUCCGACAACCGCCGCCCCCGGUUUCGUCACCGUGCAAAUCCCACUUAUUUGCAAUCCAGUUGAUCAUGUUCCCAAACCUUUGCGGGAUAAAAUCACCCAAUCUGUUCCGGGAAAUUCCAUCUUUGCUACGUAUGCCAGUGUCGAGCGUCUGCUCUCGUUGGACAAGCCUUCAAAGCAGGUGGAGUGGAUAAUGGCUACUACGUCGGAUGCGGGCGGAUCAAUACCCCAGUGGAUACAGCGCAGUUGGACAAUGGGCGGAGUGCCCAAGGCGGUUGUGGCAGACGUGGGUUUGUUUAUCGGAUGGAUGGGGAAGAGAAGGAAAGGCCAAGUAUUUAGGCAAGACUAAUCCUGAUCAGCGAGGGUAGAUGUUACAAAGCAAGUUCAAAUGUUUUAGACAAUUCGGAUUCUUAUAUGCAAAGGGAGAAAAAUAGCCUCAUAUCCAAAUAUCACUCAAUCAAUUCGAUCAAGCAUCCACCCCGCCACAAGAAUUUGAUUACAACAAUCCAUUUUGCACUCCAGACUCCCCAUUUCCAGGAAUAUAAUGCUGAUGCGUACAUAAAAUGUAGGUAAAAAAACAAUUCCAGAACUAAAGAAAAAAGAAUACCAUGGAAGAGAAGGUGAAAUGAAGAUGAAGGUGAAAGUAGCCCAAAAUGUCAAUAACCG